AUGUUGAGCAAUGAUGGCAUUCUCGGAGAACCCAAGCACUGUCACGGAGCUUCAAUCGCAGCUGCAAUCAAACGCCGAAGACCUCUGCUUGCUGUCACUGCGCUGGCGCUGGUGAAUGUUCUGGUGUUUAUGAAUAUUCUCUAUCAGAAAAGUGCAGCUUCUGGGUUCAAUCAUGCUAGUAUUUCGAGACCAACUUCUCCUUUACCACCGACUGAGCCGGAGCUUGUGAAGCCUGAGAACUUGACAAUUUCUGGAAUUGUUUUCUUUGGACGAAAGGACAGGGUCGAGUCCAUGCACUGCUACCUGGAGAGAAACCUUGUUGAUAAUGGCGGAUGGCUGGAUGAGGUUCUUUGGGUCGUCAAUACCGAAAACAAAGGGGAUCUUGUGUAUUUAGAUACAUUGCUAUCCCGUGCACCUCGACGCUACAAGAAGUUAGAUCUUGGGAAAAGGGUGAGAGGCCCUGAAUUUAGACAGAUCUGGAAGCACUUGUAUCGAGGGAAAUUAUACAUCAAAAUUGAUGACGAUGUUGUUUGGCUGGCCGACGACGCAAUUCCGCGAAUAGUAAACCACAAAGUGCACAAUCCAGAUGACUUUGCUGUAUCUGCAAAUAUCAUAAAUAAUCCCCCUUUAUCGUUUAUACAUUAUCAUCUUGGCGCCUUGCACCCUUAUUUCCCUGAGCUGGACGAGGACGGCAAUGCAACGCAAAAGAUUAGCCCAAACAAAGCCUGGCGGCCGUCAGCUCAUCCUCACUGGGAGGGUCCAGAGGCCUUUGAAUGGUCGUUGGAUACCGCUCCGCCAGCUAGAGGCCACCGCUGGCUCCGCGUGAAGGACGACACAGCCAUCUCGCGCACACCGGUAUCAAACCUUAAGUAUGAAGUAUGGGGGCAUACAUACUUAAGCUGGGCCAUCGCCGCACAGCAGCACUACUCGUUUCUUGAAAAUCUAGAAACAGGGAAUUUGCAUUUAUACAAUCUCGGUCGUCCAUGGAAUAUGGACAACGAGCGAAUUCGGAUCAAUGUGCUUGCUGUUAUGGCGGACGAUAUAUUGGAUAGUGAUAUUGAUAGCUGGCCGGCGGAGAGGAGUGAUGAGGAGAUGGUUGUCAUGGUGUUGCCGAAAAUGUACUCAAGACCGGUCAAUGUCAUCGGCUCUGCACUUGCAGUACAUUUUAAUUUUCAGCAUCAACCCGGCGUUGCAUAUACCGAUUUAUUAUCCCGAUAUCGAAUGCUGGCUCUUGAGCGUGCUUGUCUCCCAGGGUGA
Molecule: messenger RNA, 1257 nt
Organism: Ophidiomyces ophidiicola
Lineage: Eukaryota; Fungi; Ascomycota; Eurotiomycetes; Onygenales; Onygenaceae
Exons: 4
Coding region: 1-1257 (418 amino acids)
Source: RefSeq, a predicted model, not a curated record